Molecule: messenger RNA, 4102 nt
Organism: Schistosoma turkestanicum
Lineage: Eukaryota; Metazoa; Platyhelminthes; Trematoda; Strigeidida; Schistosomatidae
Source: the annotation of a GenBank genome assembly
CACGUUGUAUGACUAGGAAGGUCGUGCGUAAUUUAAAAAUAACUAAGCAAGGAUGGUUGAGGGUCCCACUCUGUCUGUUGAGUCUGUAUUAUCUGCCAUUGAUGCUUUGUAUAUGAAUCCAGAUACAUCUAUCAAAGAACAGGCUUCAAAGUGGCUCUGUGAAUUUCAAAAAUCGGUUUUCGCUUGGCAAAUUUCUGACCAGUUGCUAUACAUGAAUAGAGAUUUAAAUUCAUGUUACUUUGGAGCUCAAACAAUACGUAAAAAGAUUCAAUGUCACUUCACUGAACUUCCAGUGGAUUCGCACGAGGGACUGAAAAACUCUCUACUUCAACACGUCCGGAAGCUUAGAGAAAACACGAGCCUACCGAUAGCAAAUCAGUUGUGCCUGGCUGUCGCAGAUUUGUUUUGUCAUAUGGUCCAAUGGAAAGAUGGAAUCAAAGAUAUUGUUUCGAAAUUGACAGAGACGGACGUCUCAUGCAGUUACUUGAUUGAUAUUUUAAAGUUUAUUCCUGAAGAGAUGAAUAGUAGUGCUCUUCGGUUAGGAAUGAACCGUCGACACGCUCUUAUGAGUCAUUUCGAGGGAAACAAACAGUUUGUGAUGGAGUUUCUGUCUCAUAGAGCAAAAUCAGAACAAAUGGUUAUCUUAGCAAAAGUAUAUAAUUGUCUUGCGAGUUGGUGGGAUAAUACUGGAGUCAUGGUGGAACAUGAUGUGCCGAUUGACCCUCUGUUGAACACUGCAUUUGCUAUCCUUCGGAAUCCCUCCACUGCUCCUGAAUCAACUUUUGAUGCCGCCUCACAGUGGGUGCUAGCACUUUUAUACCAGUGUAAGCAACUUAGCAAUUCAAACAGUGAAUUACUGCGUUGGCUGCAAGAAAAUAUUUACAGUUUAGUUAGUGUUGUGCAGGAUUGUUCUAACUCUGUUGCUUCUGCGUUAGGACCAAUUCAACAGCAAGAACAGCUUGAAGUGUACAAAGAUCGAUGUACCUGUUUGGCUCAUAUUUUCUCAUCGCUAGCCAGAACUCUACGACCUCCCUUAGUAGAUCAGCCUACCAGUCCUGGAUCUGGUGGUCUCGGUGACUUGCGUACUAUGGAGUGUAUUCUUGUAGUUCUUGAAAUGCCUCCUCCUCUUGGUAGUCGUGAAUUGGCAUCUAUUACAUUCCAUGCCUUACAUUCUUUGGCUGAUGAUGCGAUUCGACACCGGUCCCUGAGCUCUUCGGUUUCUGUGAACCAAGGCCCCUUGGAAUCCUCGGUUAAUAAUUCGAAUACUUCUACUGGUGUCACACGCCCAAUUGCAGCCCUAAUCCCUUACUUCACUCGCGUUGUUGUUGCUUUAACCAAUUACUGUCCCAGUAAUACGUCCGAUUUAGAAAGUACUGAUGAAUUAAGAGAUUUUCGGGAAGAUGUUCAUGAUCUCAUGCAAGAUAUUUUGGGUUUGGUUGGAGCUGAGGCGAUUUUUGUCGAGCUAUACAAUUAUGUUCAGAAGCUGCAAAUGUUAGCUAUGUCUGAAAAUGUACAGGCGUCGGCAUAUGAAGUACUUCGUGAGUCUGAGGCAUGUCUGUUCAUGCUCACAACUGUCGCAAAACGACUGUCUCCUCAUGAUCCUGAAGGACAUAUUUCGAAUCUGAUAUCGAAAUUAGUACUCCCAGGUCUGACAGGACCAUGUCCUCCACCUCUUCAAGAAGUUGGCUGUAUGUUAUAUAUGGAGUUGGCUCACUGGGCCGCCUGUCAUCCUCAGCUCCGACGUCAAAUCGUUAAUCAGUUGAUCGAGAUAAUCGAAAAGUCUGCUGGUGUUGAAUCUCAAUCCUUGCAGCCAGGACAAAAGCUUGCUGUUGGGGCGGCACUUUCGGCUCUCGGUUCUUUAUGUGCCGUUUAUCGUGCAACUCCAACAUCUACGCCUAAUAGAGAUGUUCCUCUCUCUUCCCCUAGUAAUCCCGAUUCUCCUCGUCUUGCUUUAAUUGACGAACAUUGGCAGGAUCUGGUCAAUCGUGUUGCCUACAAUCUACCAAGGCUUGCUUGGGUUCCUAUUCAUGAUGCUACUCAUUUUUUCUCUGGAAUUGGACGAGGCUUAAUAUGCUCUGUUGGCACAGGUGGUGGGGGGAUCGAGUUUGAUCCUCGAGCGUCUCGACAAGCUUUUCCAAUGAGAGUAGCACAAAUAUGUAGCGUCAGCUUGGAAUGCUUAUCUAAGCUGAUGGAUGGAAAUGUCCCUAUUGAAGGGUCAGAUACUCUCAGUGAUCCUCGUGUAUGGCUUGAUUAUCUAGCGGCAUUGUUUCGUACUUUCAAUUGCCUGCUACGACGUUUGGGAAAUCCAAGUUCUAGUCAAUGGGAUGCCAGAGAACGUAAUACUGUUGAUCGUUCUGCGUCUGAAAUGGUGCUUUCUGCUCAAAAGUGUUUAGCAGAAUGCUUGCAGUUAGUGAGAGACGUAAUAUGGCCAGUUGUAACCCGUGUACUAACGCAUUAUGCCUCGCGAAUGCGUCCGAUGGAACAUGUUUGUCGUCUCAUACGUUUUAUUGUGCGCUGUUUUUCUGUGCACUUACGAGAUCUCCUACCAGAACUUGCUGAAAAGAUUGUACUGUCUUACACAACCGGAGGACAACACUCAAGUUUUCUCUAUCUAACCAGUGUACUAGUUGAUGAGUUUGGGGAACAGUUAGAUUGCAGGGUUGGUUUGGUCAAUGUGUACGAGGCAUUGAGUGCUCCAACUUUGAAGUCUAUCUCUGGUUCUGGACUCAUACAGCAACCACAUACUGUGGAAGAUCUGUUUCGGUUGUGCACCCGACUUGUACAACACUGUGCAGCUGUCUUUCUCACUAGCAACAGAAUAAAUCUAAACGAACUCUGCGAUACUGCUGUCUCUUCUUUAAAUAUCUGCUGUGCUGGUCCUGGUGCUGGUUCGUCUGGUGAUGAUACACCGGACCCAAACUCAUUUAAUAAUGAUGAGUCAAAUUCAUCGUCAGCUUCUACCAGUGCAUCAGCGGCAGCUGCUCGAUUUUUCAUCGAACUUAUUAUUUUUACCAAUGAGGCCUGCGAGGAGACGCCAAUGCAGGUUUUACAGACUUUAGAUUCUGGUAGACAACUACCUACUCCGUCUUGUCAAUCAGCUUUAGCUGCUCAGAAUGUUAUUGUGUGGUUAACUUACUCCAGACCCACACAACCUAGUGACUCUAGUAAUAUGAAUGGUUGUUGUGGCGGACAACGGUUAGUGUCAGCCUUACUGCAAGCAUGUUGUCUUGGAUUAAUGGACGAACGAUUUUCGGAGAUGGCAGAUAUCUUAUAUCAUCUUAAGGUUGUUAUUAAUCAUGAGAUGUUUCUUAACUGGCUAAAGAAUGCAGUAGCUAACUUGUCGAUUAUACGUACUGAUGGUUUGGUUCAAGCCACACAAGAUCAAAUUACCGAUUUUCAAGAUGUUGUCAUGAAUUCAUCUCGAAGCUCAACAAUCGUACAUGCGCUUGACUCAUUUUCAAGACUGUUCCGAUGAAUUAUGCUUCCUGUAUACAAUUGUCAGUGUAUAGAAGUAUCCACCUUGCACUAUUUUAAAACAAGGUUUUAUUCUUAAUACAGAUUUCUUCGUUAUUAUGAACAAUCAUGACCAGUGUAUUCUGCAAACUUAUAUACAAUCGCAUUCUGAGAAUGCUUUCAAUUUUUUCAGUCUUUUUGUUCUAAUAUAUUUAGCUUUAUCAUCAUUACUACUGCGAUAGAUGACACAGAUUAUCAAGUUUCAUGGACUAAUCGUUUUUUCGAAAUACAUUGGCGAUACCGUGAGCACAUAAUAUUUGUCUUAAUAGACUACCAAAUGGAUUUUAGGAUUAGAAUAUAAACGGAGAAACUACGUUUUGGCAUCUCAUCAAACUAGAUGGUUACCAAUUUAUGAUUUGACUGCUAUUUAUAUAGGUUCUUAAUUUUAUAGUCAGAAUCUUUUUUCUAAUUAAAAUAAUCAGACUUCAUUAUUCUGGACGUAAGUUUAUCACUGACAAGCUUCUGAUUCAGAAAAAUCUAUCUUUAAGAAUGUUGGUGCACAUAUUUGAUAACAUAUUACAAUAAAUAAAUGUCUGCCAAGUUUAUAUGCUUUCUUCUGAACUAAACCCCAUUUGAGCCAUUAUUAUUC